Molecule: messenger RNA, 4878 nt
Organism: Stegastes partitus (bicolor damselfish)
Lineage: Eukaryota; Metazoa; Chordata; Actinopteri; Pomacentridae
Gene: col4a3
Product: collagen, type IV, alpha 3
Exons: 51
Coding region: 1-4878 (1625 amino acids)
Cellular component (GO): collagen trimer; extracellular matrix
Molecular function (GO): extracellular matrix structural constituent
Source: RefSeq, a predicted model, not a curated record
AUGGGUCGACUGGAGGUUAACGGUGAACCUGGUUACCUCGGAUACACUGGACUUCCUGGUGUGAUUGGUUACCCCGGAAACGAAGGUAAUCCAGGUCCAGGCGGAGAAAAGGGUGAUCAGGGAGCAGUCGGAGCUUCAGGCCUGAAAGGUUCUCGGGGUAUUCCAGGAAAACCAGGUUUCCCAGGACCUCCAGGAUUGCCGGGAAUCCCCGGACAUGAAGGACCAAUCGGUCGACCAGGAGUCCCAGGAUGCAACGGGACGAAGGGUGACCCUGGUUUCCCAGGUUACCCCGGGCCUCCAGGACCACCUGGUCUGCAGGGCCGUGAAGGACUGCGAGGGCCGAAGGGCGACACGUUCAGUUUCCCCGUCGCUCAGGACGUUAAAGGAGCUACAGGACCCCCGGGACUGUACGGAGGAAAGGGGCUGGAUGGAGAACCAGGUGAAGCUGGUCUUCCAGGAUCCCCGGGACCUGCCGGACUUCCUGGAGGUCCAGGGUUGCCGGGGUUACCGGGAGAGAAGGGUCAAGAAGGUCCCAGUCCAGUGAUUCCAGGUCCACGAGGACAGAAGGGCGACAGCGGACCUCCAGGGAUUCCCGGGCAGAAAGGAAUCAAACUGUACGCCGAGGGAUCCAAAGAACUGAAGGGAGAACCAGGUGAAAUUGGAGACAAAGGCUGUCUGGGGAUUCCUGGUUUGCCGGGGAAACCGGGGAUUAAAGGAGAGAAGGGAGGUGUUGGUGAUCUGGGUUCACUGGGUAAACCUGGGAAGGAGGGAUUCCCCGGAGAGCUCGGAGAACAGGGAGAUCCCGGAGAUCGUGGGUUCCUUGGUCCUCCGGGUAUCGAUGGAUCCCCGGGAGAGAAAGGCGAUCAAGGUCCUCCAGGUCUUCCAGGAGAGAUGGUUUGGAAACACAGAUUCCUGAAGGGUCAACCUGGUGUCCCCGGACCUCGAGGACCCCCGGGAGUCCCUGGAGAACAGGGACUAAUCGGGUUUCCUGGACUGAGGGGAGAACCAGGUGUGGCUCCUACCGGACCACCGGGCCCCCAGGGGCCUCCCGGUUCAUCUGGGCCCAAAGGAGAUCCAGGAGAGCCGGGGCCAUUGGUUAUUGGCCCCCCGGGACAGACUGGAGUCCCAGGAUUUCGUGGAGCUGAAGGAGAACCAGGAGAACCGGGAAUACCCAAUUUUGUGGAAGGUGAAGUUGGUCGUCCAGGAGUUAAAGGUCUCAAAGGCCUGACAGGAUUACCUGGAACCAGAGGGGAGGCUGGACUGACAGGUGACAAGGGGGAGGUGUGUUUGGCCUGUCCUGUGGUUUCUGGAGAACCGGGACCUCAAGGUGAACCAGGAAAACCAGGUGAAAACGGGUUGACAGGUUCAGAUGGUUAUCCAGGAUUCAAAGGCGAUGAAGGGGUCAAGGGUAUCGGAGGACCAACUGGUCCACCGGGUCCCUUUGGUAUCCCCGGCCUCCCAGGUUCCCCGGGACUCGCUGGUGAACCGGGAAUCAUGCAGCGGGUCGGGCAGAAGGGUGAGGACGGGGCCCUGGGGGAAUCAGGACCACAAGGACUGGAGGGAAGGGAUGGACGUACAGGAGUGCCAGGACCAAAAGGUGCAGUGGGACCGAAAGGAGACCCGGGGCCUCUGGGGCCCAAAGGGGACCAGGGUCCACUGGGAGACACUGGCCCCAGAGGACUGACGGGACAAAUGGGGCCCUCUGGACCUCCUGGUAUCGGGGCUCCAGGACCACCUGGACCUAAAGGCACUGUGGGAACCCUGGGAGAACCAGGAGAACCUGGAUCACCAGGUGAAAAAGGUUCUCCAGGGGAAAUCAGAACCUCUCCAGGUGAUCCAGGCGAGAAAGGAGAGAAAGGUUUAUCUGGAAACCCCGGACCUGAAGGUCUGACCGGAUCCUCAGGAGCUUCAGGAUUUAUUGGUCCAAAGGGAGAAAAAGGAGAUAAAGGCUUUUCUGUCCAGGGGCCCCCAGGUUUCCCAGGAGUCAAAGGACCGAAGGGUCUGCCUGGAGCUCCGGGUUUACCAAGUUUUGGCAUCAAGGGUCGAGCGGGGCCGUCGGGUCCACCGGGGAUGCCAGGGCCAAAGGGGCACAGAGGCUUUGGUUUUCCAGGCCAGCAGGGUCAAUCGGGCCCUCAGGGAGAAGACGGCUCUGUGGGACCCCAAGGAAACCCGGGACUUCCUGGUAUAGACGGGGCUCCAGGACAAAUAGGACAAGAUGGUCUAGCAGGACUUAAAGGUCAUCGCGGUCUGGAUGGGCUUCCUGGUCCUGUUGGUUUCAUUGGACCCUGUGUACCUGGAGAUCCUGGACCUGAAGGAGAACCAGGCGUGAGGGGCGUCAUCGGAUUCACAGGGAUCCGGGGCCUAAAGGGUGAGCAGGGGGAUCCUGGGCUGCCGGGCGUUGGAGCUCUGGGGCCUCAGGGGCCAUACGGGAACCCAGGGUUUGAUGGAACUCCUGGACCGGUAGGAGCUGUUGGACAAAAGGGUCUGAGAGGAACCGAUGGGGAGCCAGGGAGCCCAGGAGUCAGAGGGAACCAGGGCCCCCCAGGUCCAUUUGGGAGACCAGGGGCCGAUGGGAAACCAGGGGAGCCCGGACAACCAGGACCGAAAGGUAACAUGGGGGCAAAAGGACUCGGAGGUUCUCGGGGGCCCACGGGACUGCAGGGGGACCGAGGAGAGCCUGGACCGAAAGGAAUCCAGACGGACGUCAUGAUGUACGGUGAUCCUGGAGACCCCGGAUUCAUCGGUGCUAAAGGUGUCACCGGUUGUAAAGGUGAGAUAGGCCUCCCGGGGCUCCGAGGCCCAGACGGCAGCGACGGCAAACUUGGAAACUCCGGACCACGAGGGCUUCCUGGAGACCCGGGUAGAGAUGGAGCAAGAGGUCUUCCUGGUCCCGCUGGACCCCCUGGUAACCCAGGACCGCUGGGGAUGCCAGGGUGUAAAGGUGAGAAAGGCUGUUUAGGACCUUGUGGGAUUCCUGGUUCAGAUGGAAAACCAGGAAUAGAUGGGCCUAAAGGUUCUAAAGGAGUACCAAGUCCACCUGGACCAGGACCGAAGGGAUGUCCAGGAACGAAGGGGAACCCAGGUUGUCCAGGACCUCCAGGUCCAAAGGGGCAUCCAGGACACUGUGGAAACAUCGGUCCUCCAGGAAAGUGUGGCCCCUGUGGCCCCAAAGGACAUUGUGGACCCCCAGGAUGCAGAGGACCUCCGGGGACUCCUGGUGAUAAAGGUUGUCAUGGUCCUCCAGGUAGAAGUGGACCUCCAGGACCGACCGGCCUCACAGGCAACAAGGGCGCUCCUGGAGAUCCAGGUCCGGCUGGUCCCAGAGGAAACCAGGGACAGGACGGGAUACCUGGACCUCCUGGAGAGAAAGGAGCCAUGGGAGCUCCUGGAACUGGACCUCGAGGACCAGACGGGACUAAAGGUCAACCAGGAUGUUCUGGAGAGAAGGGUCCUCCUGGUCCCUGUGGUCCACCGGGUUCAUGUGGUCCUCCGGGGCACCCAGGCUGCUCCGGGCCUCCUGGACCUCCUGGUCUUCCUGGAUGUCCCGGCAAGGACGGAAUCUGCAUCGAAGGAACCAAAGGAGACCGAGGAGUUCCUGGAGGACGAGGACCCAAAGGUACUCCUGGCACCUGUGGUCCUCCUGGUCCUCCUGGUCCGGGCUUUAAAGGUGAUAAAGGUUGUAAAGGACCACCAGGUGCACCGGGACCACCUGGUUGCCCCGGAGAGCCCGGACAACGAGGCUGUAAGGGCAGAGACGGACCUCCGGGUCCACGUGGACACAAAGGCCUGAGAGGACCACUCGGUACCAAAGGACCUGCCGGCCUGAAGGGGGACGACGGACCACCGGGACCCUGCGGCCCUCCAGGAUGCCAGGGACCGCCUGGGAGGAGAGGCCUCCGGGGGAAGGACGUGACCCAGGAGGUGAGGCUGCUGCCCGGACACAAGGGCUCACCUGGAGAACCUGGACCGCCGGGAGAGAAAGGACCGCCGGGGUGCGCCGGGCCAGCUGGGCCUAAAGGUUCGAGAGGCGACGACGGGCAGACGGGUAGAAAAGGAAAACGAGGUCGACCUGGACUGAUGGGAGAUAAAGGAAACCAAGGAUUCCCCGGAAGGAAUGGUCCUAAAGGUUUCCGUGGACAGACCGGAGCUAAAGGACUUCCUGGUCCACCGGGCGGUUGCGGGACGCCGCCCAGUAAGAACGGCUUCCUGUUCACCAAACACAGCCAGGAACUGUACGUCCCACAAUGCCCUGCAGGGUCCGAGCUCUUAUACAGCGGAUACUCGCUGCUGUUCAUCAACGGGAACAACCGAGCUCACGGCCAGGACCUGGGUACGCUGGGCAGCUGCAUGCCUCGCUUCAGCACCAUGCCCUUCUUGUUCUGCAGCACCGACGAAACCUGCCGCUACGCCGCCCGCAACGACUACUCCUAUUGGCUGUCCACCAACGAGCAGCUGCCCGAGGACCUGCCGUUCCUCACCGAGGAGUCGCUGAGGACCCACAUCAGCCGGUGUUCAGUCUGUGAAGCCAGAGCCAACGUGAUCGCUGUCCACAGUCAAACCAUGACCAUCCCAUCCUGCCCCGACGGCUGGGACUCGCUCUGGGCCGGAUUCUCCUUCGUCAUGGAAACCGGAGUCGGGGCUGAAGGAUCGGGUCAGCCGCUGGCCUCGCCCGGAUCCUGUCUGGAAAACUUCCGGAAGAUUCCCUUCAUCGAGUGUCACGGCCGAGGAACCUGCAACUACUACACUGACUCGUACAGCUACUGGCUGGCGGCCCUCAACCCCUCAGAGAUGUUCAGCAAACCAAGGCCUCAGACCGACCGAGGAAUCCUCCCAGGAAACCUGAUCAGCCGCUGCAGAGUCUGCAUGAAGCAAUUGUGA